Linum tenue is the source of this 1045-nucleotide messenger RNA. NCBI's taxonomy places the organism in Eukaryota, Viridiplantae, Streptophyta, Magnoliopsida, Malpighiales, Linaceae. The record is from the annotation of a GenBank genome assembly.
GAUCUCGUUGCUGCUGCUGCUCUGCUGAACGGAUCCGAUGGUCGGCGAGCUUCAAGACAGUGGCCAGCGGAGAUAGGGAUUCGUUGGUCGCGAGCUUCAAUUAGUAGCCAACGGAGAUUGGUUGGUGGUCGUGAGCUUCGAUUAGCAGCCGACAGAGGUUGGUUGGUGGCCGCCGAGCUUCGAUCAGCGGCCAGCGGAGAUGGGGAUUUGGGAGUCGCCAGACGGUGGAGAAGCUUCCAUGAGCGGCGCCUCUUUGACUUCUGGGACUGUGAUUUAGCUGGUUUAGAACCUGCUGAGAAGUUCCUUGCUUGGGCAUUGGCAACUGCUCCAAGUAUAACAGAUUGCUUGACUCAGUUCAUCAACUCGAGGAAAGGAGAAGAACUUUGUUUACUGCUAGGGGAUAUGAUCCACACCCGAAGCCUGUUGGAAUCAGGUUUGGUGGAUCGAUGGGGAACGAAAGGCUAUUUAUCGAUGAAGACUUUGCUAAGGUUACUGUUCGUCACCAUGCAGUUGACCAUGUAUCACGGUUUUCUCCCAGUUGAGGCAUUGAUUUCAGAAUGGAGGUCUGGGGACUUGGUGGGGAGGCGGCAAGGUCUGUUCAAACUUCAUACAAGCAACGGGAGGUGCUUUUCACCGAGCAGCGAUGAAAGAUGCCCUAUGAACAGCUUCAAUUUAAGCUCAUUGUUUAAAGACAACUAUCUUGAACUUGCACAAACCCCAUAUUUCUUUACUUUUGUUUUCCAGGUCGAUCUGAAGACUUUCUCAAACUGGGAAGAUUCGCCGUAGAAGAUGAUGAUGGAUAUGAUGGGUGACCCAAACAGUGUUCGACGAGAAGACCGCUGAAAAUUGUCCCUGUCAUUACCUUUCAUGAUAGAUGAAGGAUUAGAGCAGCAAGUGAGGAAGAUGCAUCUUGUCCAGAUUUUGUGUUUGUUUAUACAGAAUGGUGCCAAGAGAUCAUGGUGUUCCGCUUAUGAGUUGUUUAGUUGUACAUAAUGGUGUGAUUAGAAGUUUGUCCUCAAACUUACAUAGUGUUCCCUACUUAGCC